AUGUUGAGCGAAACGGAGAGGGAGGUGGGUGGAAGAUCGAGAGACGCGAAGAAAAGAGAGCGACGAGAGUGUGCUGAGGAUAAGGAGGGGCUGCAGAGAAAGUGCAAGGGGACUGCCCACUAUUCGGCCAUCACACGCAACAUCAUACAGCCACAGGCUGGUGUUCCUCCGUCUCCGUUCCAGAUUCUGGCCGCCGGCGUUCCCGCGGGCGACCUUACUGUAUUUCACCCAGGGCUCACCAGCACCUGA
Messenger RNA from Caenorhabditis auriculariae, 249 nucleotides. Lineage: Eukaryota; Metazoa; Nematoda; Chromadorea; Rhabditida; Rhabditidae. The record is from the annotation of a GenBank genome assembly.